UGGCCGCCGUCACCAGGGCCUCGCGCCGCCCAGAAUAGGAAGGAGCCAUGGUGCUGCUCACGGCGCCGCUGAGGGUGCGCGCCCGCCUCACCGACCGCUACUGGCGGAUCCAGGACGUCCUGCAGUGCGCCCGGCACUUUCGGGGAAGGAAGAAUCGCUGUUACAGGUUGGCUGUCAGGGCUGUGAACAGAGCCUUCGUGAAAUGUACCAAUGCCAGGAGGUUGAAGAAGAAGAACAUGAGAAUGCUUUGGAUUAAUCGAAUUACAGCUGCUUCCCAAGAACAUGGCUUGAAGUAUCCAGCAUUUAUUAGCAAUUUAAUCAAGUGUCAGGUGGAACUCAACAGGAAAGUCCUUGCUGACCUGGCUAUUUAUGAACCCAAGACUUUUAAGUCUUUGGCUGCUUUGGCCAAGCGGAGGAAAGAAGAAGGCCUUGCAGCUGCUCUGGGGGACGAGAAGGAGCCGGCAGGGAUCUUUUCCCGGGUGGUGCAUCAUCAGUGAAGGCGAUGGAGCCGCCAUUGCCGCCGCCACCAGGGCGCUUUGCCCGAGGAAGGACUGGGGGUAAUUCUCAGCUACACUAAUGACAAAGAUGAGCUGUGUGAGAGCUUCUCCAAGCUUUUUAGGUUCUUUCAUAAUGGUGUCUUUUCACAUUUCAGGAGUGUGACAGGAGAGGUAGCUGGGCUUUUACCAGGUGGGAGGAUGGGGGGCCCUAAAGGAUUCAUUCAGCAUGUUUUCUUUUAAGCAAGGGCAGACUUUCAAAUGUGUUCUGGAAGAGAUUAUAAAAUAAAGCUUUUAUAACAAAGA
Vombatus ursinus (common wombat) is the source of this 800-nucleotide messenger RNA. It is a transcript of the gene MRPL20, whose product is annotated as mitochondrial ribosomal protein L20. Lineage: Eukaryota; Metazoa; Chordata; Mammalia; Diprotodontia; Vombatidae. The record is from RefSeq and is a predicted model, not a curated record. Gene Ontology annotation, biological process: ribosomal large subunit assembly; translation. The transcript has 4 exons. Gene Ontology annotation, cellular component: ribosome. The coding region runs from base 48 to 497 and encodes 149 amino acids. Gene Ontology annotation, molecular function: structural constituent of ribosome; rRNA binding.